Anopheles darlingi is the source of this 1958-nucleotide messenger RNA. It is a transcript of the gene l(2)37Bb, whose product is annotated as FAD-dependent oxidoreductase domain-containing protein 1. The record is from RefSeq and is a predicted model, not a curated record. Lineage: Eukaryota; Metazoa; Arthropoda; Insecta; Diptera; Culicidae. Gene Ontology annotation, cellular component: cytoplasm. The transcript is spliced from 3 exons. The coding region runs from base 343 to 1923 and encodes 526 amino acids. Gene Ontology annotation, molecular function: oxidoreductase activity.
AGGCGGCAGCGGCUGAAACUCAAUAUCUGAAUCUGAAUCUAAUCCUGAAAUGAUUUACAUAACUUUUUAGGAAAUCUGCGAGCGAAAGCGUGAAGUAAUGUAAACAAUUCGAUGCACAGCGAAAAACCGGCAUCCGUGGUGUAAUUUUGCAUUUUCUGUUUAUGGAACUGUGAAGAACUUUCCAACAAGAUUGUCCACCCCGCAAACAAUUGAUUGUUUGCCUCCCCUUACAGAGAUGGACAAAAUCAGCUCACUACUGAUAAGAUAAGCCAACGCGGUCAGGCAAAACGGGCUUGCUAAAGUCUCUAUCAAUCAUUGAUCUGUGAAGGAGGAGAAAAGACCAUGUUCCAAUCGCUACAUCGGCGAUCAACAAAACUCGGCCUGCUGCGUCGACUAACGAACGGCACCACGAGGUGUUUCGCCUCAUCCUCCGGCGAUGGCGACGAAAGGAAAAGAGGAUCAUCUCCGGGAAGCACCAACGAUCUCUCGCAAAGCGUGGAAGCCAACAAAGAAAAUCCCAUUUCGCGAACGCUCAAACUGCUCGGCAAUGAUGCGAGGCGUGUAAAAAAGUUCAUCCUGCCUAACAGUGCUACCGGUGGCAAAGGAAGCGGAGAAGAGUCGAUCGAAAACUAUCUGGAACGUUACCGACGGGAUGAUUUCCAGUCGCACUGUGAUAUCCUUGUUAUCGGUGGCGGGGGAGUCGGCUCCUCGAUCGCGUACUGGCUGAAGAAACGUGCACGGGACGGGCUGAAUGUGGUAGUGGUAGAAAAGGAUGCGACUUACUCGCAAGCAUCCACCUGUCUGUCGGUGGGUGGGCUGCGACAACAGUUCUCGAUCGUGGAGAACAUUCAAAUGAGUCUGUACGGGGCAGAUUUUAUGCGCAACAGCAAGGACUAUCUUGGCGAGGAUGUCGACCUGAACUUCACACCGUUCGGGUACCUUCUGCUGGCGACUGAAGCCGGCGCGGAACAGCUACAGGAGAACUCGAAGCUACAGAAUGCACUCGGGGCGAAGAACGAGUUGCUAACCGCUAGCCGUCUGAAGCAACGUUUUCCCUGGAUGAACACCGAUGGUAUAGCGCUCGGUUGCCAUGGGCUAGAGAAGGAAGGAUGGUUCGAUCCGUGGGCUCUGCUUAGUGGCUUCAAAAAGCGAGCCAUCGAAUACGGUGCACAUUACGUAGAGGCCGAAAUGGUUGGUUUCGGUUUCCGGCAACAACCGGAUAUUCUGGCCGAAGGGAUCGACGAAGGCGCAUACGAAGGUCUCGAUCGUGCGUUCCUUAAGAUGAAGGAUGGUGAAAUUCGCGAGGUAAAGUUUGCCAUUGCGAUCAUCGCUGCCGGUGCUCAGUCGGGAGCUGUGGCGCGGAUGGCACGAAUUGGACACGGCAAGGGAAUGCUUUCGGUUCCUCUACCCGUCGAGCCACGGAAGCGGUACGUGUAUGUGUUUCAGUGUGAAAAUGAUAAGGGACCAGGCAUUAACACACCACUUACGAUCGACCCGACUGGAACGUACUUCCGGCGGGACGGGCUUGGCGGGAACUAUCUUGCCGGAAAGAGUCCGCUACCAGAAGACGAGCCUUCAGUCGACACGCUGGAUGUCGAUCAUGGGUACUUUGACAAGGCCGUGUGGCCAAAUCUGGCCAAGCUGGUACCCAGUUUCGAAGCCAUAAAAGUGAAAAACUCUUGGGCGGGAUACUAUGAGUUCAAUACCUUCGACGAGAACGGCAUUGUAGGACCGCAUCCGUACUACAACAACCUUUACAUUGCUACUGGAUUUAGUGGACACGGUAUCCAACAAACGCCAGCUGUUGGGAGAGCCGUGUCAGAGAUGAUCAUCGAUGGAGGCUUCCGGACGGUCGAUCUGACCCGGUUCGGUUUCGAUAGGAUCCUCAUUGAUCAACCGAUGUACGAAGCGAACAUUUUCUAGUCGAAUGCGAAAGGGCAAUAAAAAUAAUGUUUAAA